This is a messenger RNA of Scophthalmus maximus (turbot), 3253 nucleotides long. RefSeq names its product inactive serine protease PAMR1-like. Gene Ontology annotation, molecular function: serine-type endopeptidase activity. The transcript is spliced from 11 exons. NCBI's taxonomy places the organism in Eukaryota, Metazoa, Chordata, Actinopteri, Pleuronectiformes, Scophthalmidae. The record is from RefSeq and is a predicted model, not a curated record. Gene Ontology annotation, biological process: proteolysis. Bases 283 to 2562 code for a protein of 759 amino acids.
UCAGUCUGAGCUCAUUAUGGGAGCAGAGAAGACACUGGAACCAGUUGCAGACCUUAACACUGAUUUCUUAUUUCUUUUAGAAGCUGGAAGCAAAUGGGAGCUUUCUACAAAAUUUAAAAAAAAAACAUCACGGGAGGAGUAGGUUAAGGAUCUCUGUCCACGUCUUUUUGCCAAGAUGGAAGGAAUUCAUCAUCGAUAGUUAGCAGGAAAACACGGAGCCGACAGUGCUUCUUCCUUGGAACGUCGUUGGAAGUUACAUUGCUGUGACCUGAGCAGCCAAACAUGUUCACUUUCCUCACAAGGAAAGUGCCCGCUCUGCUGGACCCGGAGCUCUACUGCCUCCUCUUACAUAUCUGUUUCAGUGUAACGGCUUGGCCACGUGUUCAGACAGGGGACAACUGUCCGAGCGCAGAGUGGAACGUCAUGUGUCGCCCGUGCUGCGAGUACCACCUGAUCCAGUGCCGGUGUCCCUCCAAAGGGUCGAGGGUGGGCUACACUGUGCCCUGCUGCCGCAACGCUCUGGACCAGUGUGACCCCUGUAUCAUCCACCCAGGUACAAGCUGCAGUCUGUUCGAGAACUGCAAAACCUGCCACAACGGAACGUGGAAAGCCAACGACGACUUCUUCGUCAACGGGAAGUUUUGCACGGAGUGUCGCCAGGGCUGGAGCGGAGGGGACUGUAAAACGUGCGGAGGCGUCAUCUGGCGAGCUCAGGGUCACAUUGCCCUGGAGAGCUACCCGACAAACGCCCGGUGCGAAUGGACGGUGCGAGCGCAGAGGGGCCGCGCCAUCGAGCUCAGGUUUUCGCUGCUCAGCUUGGAGUCGGACCACAGCUGCCGCUACGACUACGUGGAGGUGCGUGACGGCGACGGCCUGGGCGCCCGCGUGAUCGGCCGCUUCUGCGGCGAUCGGCCGCCCCCGCCGCUCAGGAGCUCCGGGAAUCUCCUGCACGUCCUCUUCAGCUCGGACGGCUACAACAACUUUGACGGAUUCGUCCUCACCUUUCAGGAGAUCUCAGCCCGUAGGAAUCCGGCGUGUGCAGCUCCGGACGAGCCGGCGAACGGAUAUGUGCUGCCGGAGUACGGCCCGGAGGAGCAACUUGUGUCCGUGAGCUACCGGUGCCAUCCGCCUUUCGUUCUCACCGGCUCCCAGCAGAGGACCUGUCUCCCAGAUGGCAUGUGGAGUGGAACAGUUCCCACAUGUGUGACAGGUCAAAGGAGCAGAGUUCCGUGUGCCCCCCCGCCCAAAUUGCUCAACGGCUUCCACACAGCCGCCGCCGAGAAGGCAGGAGGUGCCGAGACGGUGGAGUUUUUCUGUAGAAACUCCUACGUUUUGAGUGGAAGCCGCCAGAGCGCCUGCCUCACUAAUGGAUCCUGGAGUAGCAGGCCACCAAAGUGUGUGAGAGCCUGCCGAGAACCCAAAGUGUCCGAACUUGUGCGACAGAGUGUCGCAGCGCCACGCAGAGCGAGUCCAAACCAGAGGCUGCCCCUCUCGUCCAGGUACGACAUCCAUGAUCUGUCGUCGGCGGGCUUCGUCCCACUCGCAGUCGGAGACGGCGGCGCUCCGGGGGAGCUUCCUCGUGGCUUCCACGCGGUCCACACGAGCGUCGAGUACGCGUGUGCGUCGCCUCUCUACCGCCACGCCGGAAGCUCCCGACGCACCUGUCUGAAGAGCGGCAGGUGGAGUGGCCGUCAUGUUUCCUGCUCACCAGUUUGUGGCAAAUUCGACGCCUUCAGUCCCCGCAACCUCUCCGACACCCGGUGGCCGUGGCACGUCGCCGUCUACGUGCGCGGCGCGACCGUGCCCGGCCGACGGGCGGCCGCGGAGGAGUCCUCCGUCUGGUCGCUGGCCUGCAGCGGCGCUCUGCUCAGCCAGCGGAGCGUCCUGGUGGCGGCCCAGUGCGUGGUGGACGAGCGCGAGCAGCAGCCGCUUCACCCUGCACACGUGAAGGUCGUCAUGCAGCACCGGGCGUCCAGGGACCGGCUGAAAAGCCAGCAGCACCUCAGGGUUUCAGAUAUCUUAGUCCAUCCGAACUUUUUCUCCGCACCGGACUCCAAUGUGGCCGUGCUCAAGCUCAAAGACAAGGCCAAGAUCAGCGAGCGCGUGCUGCCGGUGUGUCUACCCAGAAUGCAAGGCGGCGAGGUGACGGCGCAGGAGGCGUACGCCGCCAGGUGGAUGCUGCUGCCAAACGGCCGCGGCCAGCCGGGCCGCUACGCCGCCCCGAGCCGCACGGAGCUCGUCGAGCUGAGCGACGUCGCUCGCUGCGAGAGGGAAUUUGCUCGAGGGGGAGCACGUGCCGCCGCGAUCGCCGACGGCGCGCUGUGUGUCGUCCGGACGCCGCCCGGCCCCGACAGCCCCUGUCCCGGUGUUAUUCCGGGCCUCACAACCCUGCCGGAUGCGUCUCCGUCCACGGGUCGGACCCGGGGGGCCUCCGGCACGAGCUGGCAGCUGCUCGGCGUAGAGAGCUUCAGCCGCGAGGAACACGACUGCCACCGGCACACUCACGCAGUUCAGACACGAAUAGGCAACUUCCGAGACUGGAUAGAGAAGAACAUGAAUUGACCUUUUUACGUAGAGCUGUUUUUUCCGGCAACUUAAAUCUUCAAUAGUCAUUAAUUUUUUUUCGAGAACAGUCUGUUCCUCCGAUCUGUGUCAAUAUUGUGCGAGCUGAGUGUUUUUCAUUCUUUGCGCUCGGCUUGUUUCGCCUACGCGCGCAAGUUAUCGUUUCUGCAUUUGGGUCAUCCGGCACAAACGAGUCGGCACGGGCUGGUUAAUGUGCACAGCCACUUUCUCACGAUAUCCACGUGAAACCUUACCAUACGUUUUUGAUAGAUAAUGAUUAAAAAAACGUCAAUUUAAACUGUUUGACUUUCCACAAAAGCGUUUUGAUUUGUUUUGGCUUCAUGUCCUGCUUUUGCCGAUUUUCUUUUGCCGACUCAGAAGCCGAUGCCAGUGUGGAAUCUAUAAAAAAAAAAAAGGAGUCUCCAUCCGUUAAUUCCCACUCUCCAUCCUGCCGACGUGUUCUUGGCCACUGAAUCUCCAUCAGCUCCAGCCCUCUGACCUCUUACUAACCUGGAGAUAAAUUAAUAAAAAAAAAAAAGAUUUCCAAGAGGGAUAAGUCAUUAUCUGCAAUGUGUGCAAAAUAUGCAAACAUGUAUUUCCUGCUAAGUUGAUGUCAGAAUUUGUAUUAUUCACUUUUGCACGCGUUGUUUUUAAUCUCCAAAAUAAAAAUAUGCACAGUUUUAGUUUUCAA